This is a messenger RNA of Zalophus californianus (California sea lion), 6427 nucleotides long. It is a transcript of the gene MCF2L, whose product is annotated as MCF.2 cell line derived transforming sequence like. Gene Ontology annotation, molecular function: guanyl-nucleotide exchange factor activity; protein binding. NCBI's taxonomy places the organism in Eukaryota, Metazoa, Chordata, Mammalia, Carnivora, Otariidae. Gene Ontology annotation, cellular component: cytoplasm; extrinsic component of membrane. The coding region runs from base 974 to 4726 and encodes 1250 amino acids. The record is from RefSeq and is a predicted model, not a curated record. Gene Ontology annotation, biological process: intracellular signal transduction; positive regulation of Rho protein signal transduction. The transcript is spliced from 34 exons.
AGAUCACAGCCAGAGCUGAAACCAGGAGUCAGAUGCUUCACCGACUGAGUCCCCCAGGCGCCCCCAGCCUGGAGAUUUUUAAAGUGAACGGGCCUGCCAUCUGGGUCUGAGCUCUGUGCCCUCGGGGUGACAUUAGCUGUGGGAAACCACUGUUGAGGUGCCGCCUUCUGCCUGGGAGCUUCGGGCCGGGGAGGGGGGCGGAGGGACAGUGUCCAGAGCCGCUGGAGGACCACAGUCCUGGGGGCAGGGGCUCACCCCUCCGGCCCCCGGCACCAGCCAUCCUCGGGGUGCUCGGAGCUGACCUGCCUGGCUGCGACCUUGCCGGUGGAAGCGGGGACGGCCUCAUGGGUCCUCCAGCCAAGAGGAGUGGAGGGCAUUCUUUUGAGAACAAACUCCUUAAAAACAAACCUUGGACCGUCUUGCUUGGGUCUCAAGACGGGAGACUGAGAGCCUGGUGACGCUUGCGGUCUCCGUGGCGGGUGGGGGGCUGGAGGCCGGCUGGAGGGGCAGGAGCCCAGCUCCCCUGGGAGCAAAGGUGGACUCACACACCGGGCCUUUUCUUUCUGUCCAGAGGUUUAAGAUUACCAUCAGUCUGCUCGUGUUUGAAAUCCUCUGAGCAGAACGUGGAAGACAGGAGGGAGAGGACAGGGUUUGGGGUUUGGUUUGGUUUUAACCAGGGAAAUGUGCCUCCUCGUGUUUCAUGUUAAGGCCAGACUGAGGCAAUCGGAAAUCAUUAGCUUCGGUCUGACUGUGGCCGCCGUCGGCGCCGUUCCUGGAACGCGAUUUGAUGGUCCUGGAUCCGGAGACAGGCCGCAAAUGCAGCGGUCCCAGGGCCUUUUGGGGGAGAGCGGCUCAUUGUCCCCCGGGUUCAGCGUGAGGGAUCCUCAUUCUGGUGCUGGGCAGAGAGAUCCAGAAAGCGUCCACUGGGACCCGAAGCGCACGCCCAGAGAAGUGACACGAAGGACGCGUACUCAUGUUUGACUGCUGGAGGUUUGUCCUGUGCAAGAAAACUGGACGCAACCAUCAUUCUUCCCGGAGAGGCUCCGAUGAGGCCGAAAAAGAAGAAGGUGACCCUCAGAUCGACGUACCUGACGUCCUCAGGCUUGUCAGAGACCCACCAGAGGGGUCACAUUCACCUGCAGAUGAAAUCAUGCACCGGGACAUCACCCCACUCUGCGCCGCAGACAUCCAGGACCAGCUGAAGAAGCGCUUUGCAUAUCUGUCUGGUGGGCGCGGGCAGGACGGCAGCCCCGUCAUCACCUUCCCGGACUACCCGGCCUUCGGCGACGUCCCCGACAAGGAGUUCCAGAAUGUCAUGACCUACCUCACCAGCAUCCCCAGAUGCUGUGAGCCUGUGGACGCCUCGCGGAUUUUCUCCCAAAAGUGUAGCAAUGCCAUCAAGAGCGAUUUUAUAACAUGGACACACAGGGGGACCUCAGAUGCCAGGACUGAUGUGACCUUACAAGAUGCUGGCAUUGGAUUCAUCCUGGUCAUAGACCGAAGGCAGGACAAAUGGACCUCGGUGAAGGCAUCAAUCCUGCGAAUAGCAGCGUCCUUCCCAGCAAACCUCCAGCUCGUCCUGGUUCUGCGCCCAACGGGGUUUUUCCAAAGGACUCUCUCCGACCUCGCGUUCAAGUUCAAUAGAGAUGACUUCAAGAUGAAGGUGCCGGUCAUAAUGCUGAGCUCAGUACCAGAAUUACACGGUUACAUCGACAAGUCCCAGCUGACCGAGGACCUGGGCGGGACCCUGGAUUACUGCCACACCAGGUGGCUGUAUCACCGCACAGCGAUUGAAAGUUUCGCCCUCAUGGUUAAGCAGACAGCUCAGAUGCUGCAGUCCUUCGGGACCGAGCUGGCUGAAACGGAGCUGCCCAACGACGUGCAGUCGACGAGCUCGGUGCUCUGUGAGCAUACAGAGAAGAAGGACAGAGCAAAGGAGGACAUGAGGUUGGCCCUGGACGAGGGGCAGAGCAUCCUGGAGAACAUCAGGGAGCCACUGGCCAAGAGCGGGGAGCAGAGCCUGAACCAGGACCAGCUGGAUAACCAGACCACUGUGCAGAGGCUCCUGGCGCAGCUGAGCGAGACUGAGGCUGCCUUCGAUGAGUUCUGGGCAAAGCAUCAGCAGAAACUCCAACAGUGUCUGCAGCUCCGGCAUUUUGAACAGGACUUUCGAGAGGUCAAAGCCUCUUUAGACACACUGGCCCAGAAGAUAGCAACCUUCACCGAUGUGGGCAACAGCCUGGCGCACGCAGGGCACCUCCUGAAGGACCUUGCCAGCUUUGAGGAGAAGUCGAGUGCCUCUGUAGAGCGGGCCCGCGCCCUGUCCCUGGAGGGCGAGAAGCUCAUUGACAGCAAGCACUAUGCCGUGGACUCCAUCCGCCCCAAGUGCCACGAGCUCCAGCACCUCUGUGACCAGUUCGCGGCCGAGGUGGAGAGGCGGAGGGGGCUGCUCAGCAAGUCCCUGGAGCUGCACGGCCUCCUGGAAGCAUCCAUGAGGUGGUGUGAUGAGGGGAUCUACCUGCUAGCCUCACAGCCUGUGGACAAGUGCCAGUCCCAGGACGGCGCGGAGGCGGCCCUGCAGGAAAUUGAGAAAUUCCUGGAGACCGGUGCAGAGAAUAAGAUCCAAGAGCUCAAUAAAAUUUACCAGGACUACGAGUCCAUCCUCACCAAAGACCUGAUGGAGCACGUGCAGAAGGUCUUCCAGAAGCAAGAGGGCAUGGAGGAGAUGUUCCACCGGAGACAGGCAAGCCUGAAGAAGCUGGCAGCCAAGCAGACGCGGCCCGUGCAGCCCGUGGCCCCCCGGCCAGAGGCGCUCACAAAAUCGCCCUGCCCCUCCCCAGGCAGCCGGAGAGGCUCUGAGAACAGUUCUGAGGGCAGCGCGCUCCGGAGAGGGCCCUACAGGAGGGCCAAGAGCGAGAUGAGUGAGAGCCGGCAGGGCCGGAGCAGCUCCACGGGGGAUGAGGAGGAAAGCCUGGCCAUCUUGCGGAGGCAUGUGAUGAACGAGCUCUUGGACACGGAACGGGUCUACGUGGAGGAGCUGCUCUGUGUCCUGGAGGGCUAUGCCGCUGAGCUGGAUAACCCGCUCAUGGCGCACCUCGUGUCACCGGGCCUCCAGAACAAGAAGGACGUUCUCUUUGGAAACAUGGAAGAGAUUUACCACUUUCAUAACAGAAUAUUCCUAAGGGAGCUGGAAGACUACGCAGGCUGCCCAGAGUUGGUUGGAAGGUGUUUCCUGGAACGGAUGGAAGAGUUCCAGAUCUACGAGAAGUAUUGUCAGAACAAGCCGCGCUCCGAGAGCCUGUGGAGACAGUGUUCCGACUGCCCGUUCUUUCAGGAAUGUCAGAGGAAGCUGGACCACAAGCUGAGUCUGGACUCCUACCUGCUGAAGCCGGUGCAGAGAAUCACCAAGUACCAACUGCUGCUCAAGGAGAUGCUAAAAUACAGCAAGAGCUGCGAGGGGGCCGAGGACCUGCAGGAGGCACUGAGCUCCAUCCUGGGCAUCCUCAAGGCUGUGAACGACUCCAUGCACCUGAUCGCCAUCACCGGCUACGACGGGAACCUGAGUGACCUGGGGAAGCUGCUGAUGCAGGGCUCCUUCAGUGUCUGGACGGACCACAAGAAGGGCCACACCAAGGUGAAGGACCUGGCCAGGUUCAAGCCCAUGCAGCGGCACCUCUUCCUGCACGAGAAGGCUGUGCUCUUCUGCAAGAAGAGGGAGGAGAACGGUGAAGGGUACGAGAAAGCCCCUUCCUACAGCUACAAGCAGUCCCUGAACAUGGCGGCCGUCGGCAUAACAGAGAACGUGAAGGGCGACGUGAGGAAGUUUGAGAUCUGGUACAACGCCAGGGAGGAGGUGUACAUUGUACAGGCACCGAGCCCUGAAAUCAAAGCUGCGUGGGUGAGUGAGAUCCGCAAGGUGCUGACCAGCCAGCUGCAAGCCUGCAGAGAAGCCAGCCAGCACAGAGUGCUCGAGCAGUCCCAGAGCCUGCCUCUGCCCGCACCGCCCAGCACCAGUCCCUCGAAAGGGAGCACGAGGAACAUCAAGAAGUUGGAAGAAAGGAAAACUGACCCCCUCAGCCUGGAAGGAUACGUGAGCUCCACGUCGUUGCCGAAGCCCCCCGAGAAGGGCAGAGAUGACACGGUCACUAGCUCUACCUCAGAAAGCUCCGCGCUUUCCAGAAAGCGCUUUACUCUGCAGGGCUUUGCUAACCUCAGAGCUCAGAAAGCUUCUCCUACCAGCCCUGACAAAAAAGCUAAGCGACACGAAGUAAAGAGCGACCCAACGCCUUUUGGUUUACGAGGUUGGAGCAAAACGUCUCAGCCCUCUGAGGCCCCUGAGGACAAUGACGGCUGGUCCAGUGCCGAGGAGCUGAUUAAUUCCUCAGAUGCAGAGGAGGAAGGCAGAGUGGGCGCCAGGAAGCUGGUUCCAGGAAAGUACACGGUCGUGACGGGCGACGAGAAGGAAAGCCCCGACGCGCUUGCCGUGAGAAGUGGGGAUGUGGUGGAGGUGGUCCACGAGGGCGACGAGGGCCUUUGGUAUGUCAGGAACCUGACCUCCAGCAAGGAGAGCUGGGUGCCGGCCAGCAGUCUGUCCACGCUCCUCAGCACGUCCGGCUCGGCUCAGUGCCUGAGCAGCUCAGAGUCCAGUGCGGGGUCCACCCUGCUGAGCACCUCCUCCAGCUGCAGCGAGAGCUGUGGGGCCCCCCUCUCAGACCUCCAGGGGUAGCGCCGGGCCCUGCAGGAGGCCGUGCAGCCUGCGAGCCUCUAAGUUUUCCUUUGCUUGGGCUUGCUUAGUUUGGUGAGGGGACGGUGCUCUAAGACCCUGGGGAAGGAGGACCCUGACAAGACCCCGAGGAGCCGCCUGCCGCCCACGGAACUUCGAGGUGCAGACGCAGGGGCCCGCAGAGGGAAGGUUCUGGAAGGUUCUGCCCCGUGGCCUCCACGCCGGGACCACCGCCGACGAGGGUGCAGAAGCCAGUUGCACAGGAGGACCAAGGUACACUGAGCUUUCCAGGAAAACCAGGACAGAACGAGGGCGCCAGGCCGUGGAGAGGAGCCCGUCCCAGCCGCUCUGCGUGGUUCCAGGCAUUUCUGGUCUGGUGCUUCCUGCAGGAAUAGGCAUAUGUUGUGGGAGUGACGAGUCCACUGACCCAGCAGCUCGGUGGGGGAACUGUUUUGUCUUUUACAAGUUUUUUUUAAAGCAGGGAUUAAUUCCAUGGCCAUUUUUUGUGGUACUCUGGCCGCUAAUCUUUACCAAGAAUCACUGUGUUUACAUGAAAUGACAAUUUGAUACUGUAUUUGAUACAAAACUAUUUUCUGUUACCGGGGUUUACACAACAGCACGUUGUUUAUACUGCUGGGAGGUAUGGGGGCUCUCGUGGGGACAGAAGCCCUCGCCAAGGCCCGCCGGGCUACAGGCAGAUGAACACACGCCCCCCGAUAAAAUCCAGCAGCAUUUCUACAAACAGAGGCAGUGGAAACCAAGGAGAGUCCCUUAUCUGUGCAGGUUAAUUUUCAAAAGAAUAUUUAAACUAUAAUUUAAGAUAUUUAGCUUCUUUUCUACAAAAAAAUGGAACUUGAUUUUUUUAACUAGCUUCACUGAAUUAGGAUUUUUUAUUGUUUUUAAAGAAUAAGUAAAGAUGUGGUUUUUGUAGGGUGCCCUUUGAGCGAGCAGUACCCGCGCGGGCUCGGUGAAAGCGCCAGCCUCCGGAGGCCCCCACCGCCGCCUCCCGCGCUCGGUAAAUCCCCCGAGCUCGGAAACGCAAGGAGUUCAUUACUGAAACCGAGGCAGAACCAGAAAGAAAACUCUUGUGUUUUACCUUUUUGUGUUUCAGAAACAAAUUCUGUUCUUCGGAAACACUGUCUGUAUCUGGUGGGGGCAGAUAUUUUUAUACGUGUGCAUAUGUGGGUGUGUGUACAUAGGUGUCCCGUGUCAGGGAUGCACCACGGCCCCCGCGAUGCUGGAAACUGUCACUUCACAGCCCUCCCUGAGCCCCGCGCCUGCCGUGCCCGCUGCGCCUGCCCGCCGCCUGCAAGGCCCCCUCUGGCCCACCUCUGCAGUGCGUCCCAACAGCUUUCCUCGGUGUCUGGUUGUGGGAACGUGACGCUUCUGCAGGUUCCUCCACGCGCUGCUCGUCCAGAGUCCACCCCUGCCGCCUCGGCCGUGUCACCACCACUGGGGGCCCAUCUUCGUUAAGGCACUUUAAAACCUCCUGUCCCGUCACUGCUUCUUGUUUCGUUUCAGGUCUUUUUUUUUUUUUUCUUUCUGCUGAUGUAAUGAAAUUUAAAAAUCAGAGUUCUUUAUUGUAUGGAUGGAGUUUGAAUAAAUAUCAGCCCCUCUCGCUGUCUGCACAGAAUUCCUCAUGUGCGGCGUUGUUUAUCGUGCUCACGUACAUCUGCACAGCACCUCGAGCUCCCAUGAGAAAUG